UUUGACAAAAUUAAGGGCAGACCAAUCCGUAUCAUGUGGUCUCAGCGUGAUCCAUCUUUGAGAAGAUCAGGAGUUGGAAAUAUCUUCAUUAAAAACUUGGACAAAAGUAUUGAUAACAAGGCCUUGUACGACACAUUUUCUGCGUUUGGAAAUAUAUUGUCCUGUAAUAUUGCUGCUGAUGAAAACGGCUCCAAAGGCUAUGGAUUUGUACAUUUUGAAACCGAUGAAGCUACCAGAAAUGCCAUUGACAAGGUCAAUGGCAUGUUGUUGAACUGCAAGAAAGUGUUUGUCGGCAGAUCCAUGUCCAAAAAGGAGAGGAUGGAGGUCCUGGGAGACAAAGCCAAGAAAUUCACCAAUGUGUACGUCAAAAACUUUGGAGAGGAGCUUGAUGAUGCAAAAAUCUUUGAGCUCCUUGAACCCUAUGGAAAAAUAAUCAGCGCAAAGGUGAUGUCUGCUGAGGAUGGAGCCCCAGGAAAAUGUGGCUUUGUCAGCUUUGAGGACCCCGAGGCAGCUGAAAGGGCUGUUGAAGAACUCAACGGACGGGAGAUUAAUGGACGAAUCCUGUUUGCUGGCCGAGCUCAGAAAAACGCAGAAAGACAGCCUGAUCUGAAGGAGAAAUUUGAGCGCCUCAAGAUGGAGCGAGCAAACCGUUACCGGGACGUCAAUCUCUAUGUCAAACACCUUGAAGAUACAAUUGAUGACGAGAAAUUGAGGAAAGAAUUCUCUCAAUUCGGAACCAUCACCAGUGCUAAGGUGAUGAGAGACGGUGGUCGCUCCACAGGCUUUGGGUUUGUGUGCUUCAGCUCUCCUGAGGAAGCCACAAAGGCUGUGACGGAAAUGAACGGGCCCAUCAUUGUGUCCAAGCCCCUGUAUGUGGCCCUGGCUCAGCGUAAGGAGGACCGUAAGGCCCACCUCGCCUCUCAGUACAUGCAGAGGAGCCCAGAGAGGAAUCUUCCCACCCACCCAGAUCACCCAGGAGUUGGAAAUAUCUUCAUUAAAAACUUGGACAAAAGUAUUGAUAACAAGGCCUUGUACGACACAUUUUCUGCGUUUGGAAAUAUUUUGUCCUGUAAGGUGAUGAGAGACGGUAGUCGCUCCACAGGCUUUGGGUUUGUGUGCUUCAGCUCUCCUGAGGAAGCCACAAAGGCUGUGACGGAAAUGAACGGCCGCAUCAUUGUGUCCAAGCCCCUGUAUGUGGCCCUGGCUCAGCGUAAGGAGGACCGUCAGGCCCACCUCGCCUCUCAGUACAUGCAGAGGAUGGCACAGAUGAGGCAACAGAGGAUGGAGGUCCUGGGAGACAAAGCCAAGAAAUUCACCAAUGUGUACGUCAAAAACUUUGGAGAGGAGCUUGAUGAUGCAAAAAUGUUCGAGCUCUUUGAACCCUAUGGAAAAAUAAUCAGCGCAAAGGUGAUGUCUGCUGAGGAUGGAGCCCCAAGAGGAUUUGGCUUUGUCAGCUUUGAGGACCCCGAGGCAGCUGAAAGGGCUGUUGAAGAACUCAACGGACGGGAGAUUAAUGGACGAAUCCUGUUUGCUGGCCGAGCUCAGAAAAAAGCAGAAAGGCAGUCUGACCUGAAGGAGAAAUUUGAGCGCCUCAAGAUGGAGCGAGCAAACCGUUACCAGGGUGUCAAUCUGUAUGUCAAAAACCUUGACGAUACCAUUGAUGAUGAGAAAUUGAGGAAAGAAUUCUCUCAAUUCGGAACCAUCACCAGUGCUAAGGUGAUGGGAGACGGUGGUCGCUCCAAAGGCUUUGGGUUUGUGUGCUUCAGCUCUCCUGAGGAAGCCACAAAGGCUGUGACGGAAAUGAACGGGCGCAUCAUUGUGUCCAAGCCCCUGUAUGUGGCCCUGGCUCAGCGUAAGGAGGACCGUAAGGCCCACCUCGCCUCUCAGUACAUGCAGAGGAUGGCACAGAUGAGGCAACAGAUGGGCCAGAUGUUCCAGCCCUCUGGUGCCGGGUACUUUGUGCCCACGAUGCCCCAGACAGCCCAGAGAGGAUUCUUCCCACCCACCCAGAUCCCCCAGGUGCGCAGCAGCCCCAGGUGGCAUGCCCAGGUUAGGCCGACUGUGCAGCCCCCUGCAGGCUUCCAGACUAUGCCGACAGGUGCAGGAGUCCGACAGCCCCGCCCGGGUGGCCCACAGAAUAUGCGUGGCGGUGUGAGUGCUCGGGCAAUCACAGGCCAGUCUGGCGGCACUCGUAUGAGUGGAUUCCAGGGUGCCCGUCCUGCAGGGGUUCCCGCCUCCCAGCCUGGUGGACGCCCAGGCUACAAGUUCACCCAGAACAUGCGCAACCCUCCGCAGACCCCCGUCAUUCAGCAGCAGGCCAUGCCACAGGUACCCCCUCAGCAGGCUGUGCUGGUCCAGGGACAGGAACCUCUCACCUCCAACAUGUUGGCAAAUGCUCCGCCCCAAGAGCAGAAACAGAUGUUGGGCGAGCGUCUUUUCCCCCUCAUCCAGAGCAUGCACAGCGAGCUGGCGGGUAAAAUCACGGGCAUGUUGCUGGAGAUCGACAAUGCUGAGUUGCUCCACAUGUUGGAAUCCCGCGAGUCUCUCCGUGCCAAGGUUGAGGAAGCUGUGGCUGUACUGCAGGCUCACCAAGCUAAAGAGGCUGCCAGCGCUGGUGCCAAGAAAGAAUAGGGUUCUCCGCAAAGGGGAGAUAACUGGUCGGCCAGUAUUACACACCUACACGGCAUAAUCGGGCGUUCUGUUCAGGACGAAUCAAACCUGUUUGAAAAUGCAUUUAAAUGACUGUUACGAAGCGCGUCUGCUGCUUGCAUUUGAUAUCUAUGGGGAUUUCUUUUUCUUUUCUUUUUUUUUUUUUUUCUUCAUUUUUACCAUUAAUUUGAAGACUGAAAUUUGGCCUGUUCAAAAAGGUUUCUUCAUUUUAGAAGCGUUUGGGAUGAAACCUUCUGAUAGAAGUGUAAAACAUGUAAAGAGUUGGGACGGUUUUCAGCCUUUUUUUUGUUUAUUUUUUAUUUUGUGUUCCUUCUAAUUUUUUCCCUUUUUUUUUUUUUGUUUUAUUUUUUGGGGGGAUUGAGAGUUGAAGAUAAACAAACCCUUGACAACUUAAGACUUCACCGAAGACUGACCAGCCCAAUCUUACAUUCUAAUAAAGUCAAGAGAAAAAAAAAAUGCAAAACAUGUGAAAAAGAAAAAAACUGAAAAAACACUGCACUGAUUAUAAAGCUCAAGUUGGAAAACAGCAUCUAGGAAAUGGAAUUCAAAUAGGUUGUUUGGGACAUCGCAAAAUACUAAAACGUAAUAUUUGAAAAAAAUAGUAAACAUUUGAAUAUUGUAUAAUUAAGUUUGAAUUCGGUGUUAGGGUUGAAAAAAGAAACUGUAGUGUUAAGUAGGAAACCAGUCAUACUGGGCCUUGAAAAGGCAACCAUAAACGUUAACUCGUACCAAGCAAGCAAGCUACUCCAACCUAAAGCUAAAGAGCGGACCGUUCAAACAGCUAAAAAAAAAAACUUACGUUGUUGGGGUGAUGUCUUUAAUCUAUUUGGUUUCAUAUUUCCUAACACUUGUAACUGUUAAAACAAUAAAUUUAAAAUUUAGUUCA
Liolophura sinensis is the source of this 3556-nucleotide messenger RNA. Its product is annotated as polyadenylate-binding protein 1-like. The transcript is spliced from 17 exons. The record is from RefSeq and is a predicted model, not a curated record. The coding region runs from base 34 to 2631 and encodes 865 amino acids. Gene Ontology annotation, molecular function: RNA binding. NCBI's taxonomy places the organism in Eukaryota, Metazoa, Mollusca, Polyplacophora, Chitonida, Chitonidae.